AUCUUUCUUUAACUUUGUUUUGUAUUAGCAUGGAAUAUUUUAUUAUGUUUCUUAUAUCACAAACAUACUAUGCAUUAUAGUGUAGCAGAUUGCUACAGAACUCAGACAACUUCAGGUCAACACUUGAUUCCAGCAGUUGAUACUUCAGGUAAUCAAUUUUCUGUGCUCUGAGAUUGAUAGCCACAAGAGAUUAAAUUGUAAGUAUACUGAAAUGCUUUCUUGUAAUUAGUUGCUAUCAAGUGAAUGAUAUUAGAUGUAACCAAGGAAUUAUAGUGUUUUUCAGAGAAUCCUUGAGUGAACUUAUGGAUAUACUUAUAGUUUCAGUCUAGUUUUUCUCUCUGUCUUUAGAAAAUUUGGGUCUCAAAGAUAUAUUCGGUUAUAUGUCAUGUUUUACUUGAUUUUUGAAAUUUGAGAGAAUAAAACAUCAACAAUUACAUUUGACAUAUAUUUUAAACAUGUAAGUUAGAGGUAAGAAUUAUACAAUUAACAUGUCUUAUUCUUUCUACUGUUGGUUCCCUAAGAGUGUAUGGUCCUUGGUGCCACAUAGUGGCUAAUCUAGGUAUAUAUUAAAAUAUUUUAGUUGUUAAACGUAAUGUAGUAGGGAGGAAUAAACCCUUCUGACAAAUUUACCUUCUGAACCUUUCUACCAAUUUACCUUUUAAAAUAGCAAUUAUUUACUUUAAUAUACAAAUAUAUAAAUAAUAGAAAAGUUUAGUAAAACUAUGCAUUCAUGGUAGGUUCUAACUCUCACUUUUAGAUUUAGCAGUAAUAAUAUUUGAAAUGUUUGUAACCACUUAUAUUUAAUUUUUUCGAUAUCUGGAUAACAUAAUCAAAAUAAUGUAUUGAAUAUCUACACCAUGUCUUGCUUUUUAAUAGGAACAGAGGGAAAUAAAGAAAUAAAUGGUUGCUCUGGUGUUUUCCAGGAAUUGGAAAUUAUUAUAUUGACAUACGAUUAUAUAAUGUAAAACUUAAAUUUCAAGGCUUUGUAAGUCCUAGAAUGCCAAGUUCAUAAGCAUUACUUUCAACAUCUCUGCUCCUACAGAGCUCUGCACAGGGUUGGUUCUCUAUGAAAACUUGUCACGGAAUGUUUAAUUGUAUAAUAUGAUAAAUAUUUUUUAACUGGAGUCUUCAUUUUCCCUCAUAUUUCAUAAUUAUUCACAUUGUUAAUUUUUUCUACAUUUCUAAUUUCAGUAUAUGUCUAGAUAACUUCUCUAUGCCUCACCCUCACUUAUUUCUCUUUUCAAGACAUUUUUGGAAGAUAAAAACAAUGAAAAUAGAAUAAUAAUGUCAAGGCGUUCCGUUUUGGCCUCCAAGUAGUACAGUUUUCUCAUUGCAUCAGAACUAUAAUGCUGGCCAGGCGCAGUGGCACACGCCUGUAAUCCCAGCACUUUGGGAGGCCAAGGUGGGCGGAUCAUGAGGUCAGGAGUUUGAGACCAGCCUGGCCAACACAAUGCAACCCUGUCUCUACUAAAAAUACAAAAAUUAGCUGGGUGUGAUGGCAGCCACCUGUAAUCCCAGCUUCUCGUGAAGCUAUGGCAGGAGAAUCGCUUGAACUUGGGAGGCGGAGGUUGCAGUGACCAGAGAUCGCACCACCGCACUCCAGCCUGGGCAACAGAGCGAUCCUCCAUCUCAAAAAGAAAAGAACUUGCCAUUUUUGAAAAAGAAAGUAUCGGAUGAAAUAACUUAUGCUGAAGAUACUGCUAAUUCAAUUGCACUUCUGGGUGACUUAAUGAAAAUACCAAGUUCUGAAUUGAGGAUACAAAUUUGUAAGUGUAUUGUUGACUUUUAUCAUGCAGAACCACCAAAGAAGCAUAUUCCAGGUUACCAGCAAGCAUGUUCAUCAUACAAGAUUCAAAUGGCAGAAGUUGGAGGAUUAGCAAAAACAAUGGUUCAGGCAGUGACCUUGCUUGAAAACCAACUUGUUGAGAAACUUUGGGUACUUAAAGUUCUGCAGCAUCUCUCAACUUCUGAAGUUAAUUGUAGUAUAAUGAUGAAAGCACAAGCAGCCAGUGGAAUCUGUGCUCACCUGAAUGACCCAGAUCCCUCUGGGCAGCUUUUAUUUCGUUCAUCAGAAAUACUUUGGAACUUGUUGGAAAAAUCUUCAAAAGAAGAAAUCCUACCACAGCUUAGUAACUUGGAAUGUUUGCUGGCUUUGAAGGAAGUAUUUAAAAAUCUGUUUAUGAGAGGUUUUAGUCAUUAUGACCGUCAGCUUAGAAAUGACAUAUUAGUGAUCACUACAAUUAUAGCUCAAAAUCCUGAAGCACCAAUGAUUGAAUGUGGCUUUGCUAAGGAUUUGAUACUGUUUGCCACCUUUAAUGAAGUUAAAAGUCAAAAUAUUUUGGUAAAAGGACUUAAGCUUUCUAAUUCCUAUGAAGAUUUUGAAUUGAAGAAAUUGCUAUUCAACAUAAUUGUGAUCUUAUGUAAAGAUUUACCUACUAUACAGCUAUUAAUUGAGGGCAGUGUUGUUUUGGCUUUGUUUACCUAUGUUAAGAAGCCUGAGAAACAAAGAACAAUUGACUGGUCUGCAGCACAGUAUGAAGAAUUACAACUGCAUGCAAUUGCCACUUUGUCUUCAGUGGCUCCUUUAUUAAUAGAAGAAUACAUGUCAUGCCAGGGAAAUGCUCAAGUCCUUGCAUUUCUAGAAUGGUGUGAGAUUGAAGAUUCGUUUUUCAGUCAUGGUAACAGUUUUCAUGGUACAGGUGGCCGAGGCAACAAGUUUGCCCAGAUGCGCUACAGUUUACGACUCCUGAGAGCCAUGGUCUACCUUGAAGAUGAAACUGUAAACACAGAUCUUUGUGAAAAGGGAACAAUUCAGCAAAUGAUAGGAAUCUUUAAAAAUAUUAUAAGCAAGACUAAUGAAAAGGAAGAAGCCAUUGUUUUGGAAAUCCAGUCUGAUAUAUUACUUAUCCUAUCUGGUCUUUGCGAGCAUCAUAUUCAAAGGAAGGAAAUUUUUGGAACUGAAGGAGUAGAUAUAGUUCUUCAUGUGAUGAAAACAGAUCCCAGGAAGUUACAGAGUGGCCUAGGCUAUAAUGUACUUCUUUUUAGUACAUUGGACAGCAUUUGGUUUGGGGGUACAUCUGAAGAACAUGCAAGAUUGUUGCAUAGGUGCUGUAUUUUAGGAUGUUAUCCCUCAGAGGAUUACUUUCUUGAAAAGGAAGGCAUUUUUCUCCUUUUGGAUGUGCUGGCAUUGAACGAAAAAAAAUUCUGUAAUCUAAUACUUGGAAUAAUGGUUGAAUUUUGUGAUAAUCCCAAAACUGCAGCUCAUGUCAAUGCUUGGCGAGGGAAGAAGGAUCAGACAGCUGCCAGUCUUUUAAUUAAAUUGUGGAGAAAGGAGGAAAAAGAACUAGGAGUAAAACGUGAUAAAAAUGGGAAGAUCAUUGAUACAAAGAAACCUCUAUUUACUAGCUUUCAAGAAGAGCAAAAAAUCAUCCCACUGCCUGCUAACUGCCCAUCUAUUGCAGUUAUGGAUGUUUCUGAGAAUAUUAGAGCAAAAAUUUAUGCUAUAUUGGGCAAACUAGAUUUUGAAAAUUUACCUGGUCUAUCUGCUGAAGAUUUUGUCACCCUCUGUAUUAUACAUAGAUAUCUUGAUUUUAAAAUUGGAGAAAUAUGGAAUGAAAUAUAUGAAGAAAUAAAAUUAGAAAAAUUAAGACCAGUCACUACAGAUAAAAAAGCUUUGGAAGCUAUUACAACAGCAUCAGAAAAUAUUGGAAAGAUGGUUGCUUCUCUGCAAAGUGAGAUAAUUGAAAGCCAAGCAUGCCAAGAUGUGCAAAAUGAACAAAAAGUAUAUGCAAAAAUACAAGCCACACACAAGCAAAGAGAGCUGGCUAAUAAAUCAUGGGGAAAUUUCUUGGCUAGAACAUCAAAUGCUAAAACAUUAAAGAAAGCAAAAAGGCUUCAAGAAAAGGCUAUUAAAGCCUCUAGAUACCAUGAACGACCACAACAUGCAAUAUUUCACCCAACAGAUAUUAAAGGCCUUAACACAACGGUGCCCUCUGGUGGGGUAGUAACAGUGGAAAGCACUCCUGCCCGAUUAGUAGGAGGACCUCUGGCUGAUACGGAUAUUGCUCUUAAAAAACUGCCCAUUCGAGGAGGAGCCUUGCAGAGGGUGAAAGCAGUUAAAAUUGAGGAAGCACCAAAAAAGAGUAUUCCUACAUAAUAUACUCUAGAGACUUUUUGAAAUAAAAUCAGCUUAUAAUGUU
Callithrix jacchus (white-tufted-ear marmoset) is the source of this 4199-nucleotide messenger RNA. RefSeq names its product cilia and flagella associated protein 69 (gene CFAP69). Gene Ontology annotation, cellular component: non-motile cilium; sperm midpiece. Gene Ontology annotation, biological process: response to odorant; olfactory behavior; positive regulation of flagellated sperm motility. Lineage: Eukaryota; Metazoa; Chordata; Mammalia; Primates; Cebidae. The record is from RefSeq and is a predicted model, not a curated record.